This is a messenger RNA of Triticum aestivum (bread wheat), 941 nucleotides long. RefSeq lists its product as uncharacterized. The coding region runs from base 71 to 535 and encodes 154 amino acids. The transcript has 2 exons. Lineage: Eukaryota; Viridiplantae; Streptophyta; Magnoliopsida; Poales; Poaceae. The record is from RefSeq and is a predicted model, not a curated record.
AGACAACGUUGAAGUUACCUCUGCAAAUGGGAACUCCGGAAAAAGUGGGGUCAUUGUAUGGACAACUUCCAUGACCAACACUAUGCUAGGUUUGUUGGCUGAUCUUGUUGCUAAAGGAAAGAGAACUUCUAGUGGAUUCACGGAGACACAUCUCAAACAAUGUGUUGCUAUUCUGAAUGAGCAAUUCAAGCUAGCUAUCGCCUCUGAUCAAGUUAGAAACCGUCUCAAGAAGUGGAGGAAGAUUUGGGUCAGGGUUGUCAAUUUGAAGAAUUUAAGUGGAGCUCUAUGGGAUGAAGAUACUUGUACAAUUAGGCUCAGCGAUGAACACUAUGCAGGUCAUUGCAUGACCCACAAACCUGAUGCUCCCUUCUUGAAUAACCCAAUUGAGCACUACCAUGCCAUGGCGACCAUUUUUGGAACAACCGGGGCUAAGGGGAUGAAUGCAAGGUCUGGAAAUGAUCUCCUCUCUAUUGAUGUCGAUGAUGAGGAGAAUGGUGGUGAAUGGUGGGAUCAACACGUCACCACAAGUUGGUGAGUCUUCUCACCCGAAAGGACCACCAAAAAAGAAGGCCAAGGUGGUGAAAGCUCUAGAGGAUCCACUAGGUGCCAUUCUCAAAGAUGGGUUUAAACUUGUUGCUGAAGCUCUUGUGAAAUCUGGUGGAGAUGAUGAUGAUACCCGAUAAUAUUUGGGAUGUAGUCUCCAGUUUGAAAGAAUUUGAUGAAGAGUACCUUGCCCACUACUAUGCUCAUCUUGUUGACAACCCCAAGACCGCAAGAGCCUUCAUGAAACUCUCUGAAACCAACAAAUCUGUUUGGGUGAGUAGGUAUGUGAAGAAAAACUUCUAAAUUUGAUAUGGUUGUAUGGUUGUCAAGUAUGUGAACUUGACAUGUAUGCAUGGCUGUAGUGCCAUUGGGUUGCUUUUGGAUAUUGGGUAUGUGAA